GGGGCGUGUCUUGGUGCGCAGGAGGUGAAGGAUUAGGGUGCAGCAGUGCAGCUCGAGCGUGAGUGGAGGAGGAUUGACAGCAGAUCCUUUGGGCCCUUUUUUGCAGAAAUCCUCUGUCGGAACACAGCCACACAAUGGGAAAGAAGAGUCGAGUGAAGACUCAGAAGUCUGGGACAGGAGCCACGGCGGUGGUUUCCCCCAAAGAGAUGAUGAACCUGAUCUCAGAACUCCUGCAGAAAUGCAGCAGUGCAGCUCCUUCAGCAGGGAAAGAGUGGGAGGAAUACGUACAGAUCCGAGCUCUGGUGGAGAAGAUCCGCAAGAAACAGAAAGGGGUCUCUGUGGUGUUUGAGGGCAGCAGGGAGGAUUAUUUCCCUGAACUGAUGUCCUGGGCUGCAGAAUGCGGCGCGUCGUGUGAUGGGUUUGAGAUCAGCAGCUUUGCAGAUGAAGGAUAUGGUCUUAAAGCCACCAGAGAUAUCAAGGCAGAGGAGCUGUUUCUGUGGAUCCCCAGGAAGAUGCUGAUGACGGUAGAAUCAGCUAAAAACUCUGUUCUUGGUCCGUUGUACAGUCAGGACCGGAUUCUGCAGGCCAUGGGGAACGUCACCCUGGCCCUCCACCUGCUCUGUGAACGGGCGAACCCCGCCUCCCCCUGGCUGCCCUACAUCAAGACCCUGCCCAGCGACUAUGACACACCUUUAUACUUCGAGGAGGAGGAAGUGCACCACCUGCUGGCCACCCAGGCCAUUCAGGACAUGCUGAGCCAGUACAAGAACACAGCGCGCCAGUAUGCUUACUUCUACAAAGUCAUCCAUACUCAUCCCAACGCCAGCAAACUGCCCCUGAAGGAUGCUUUCACCUUCGACGACUACAGAUGGGCUGUAUCUUCUGUGAUGACCCGCCAGAACCAGAUCCCCACAGAGGACGGCAGCCGGGUCACCCUGGCUCUGAUCCCACUGUGGGACAUGUGCAACCACACCAAUGGCCUGAUUACGACCGGCUAUAAUCUGGAAGAUGACAGGUGUGAGUGUGUUGCUCUGCAGGACUAUAAGGAGAAUGAGCAGAUCUACAUAUUCUACGGUACGAGAUCCAACGCUGAGUUCGUGAUCCACAACGGCUUCUUUUUUGAGGACAACGCACACGACCGGGUGAAGAUCAAACUGGGCGUCAGUAAGAGCGAGAGACUGUACGCCAUGAAGGCUGAAGUUCUGGCCCGCGCUGGAAUUCCUGCGUCCAGCAUCUUUGCCCUGCACUGCAGUGAGCCGCCCAUAUCCGCACAGCUCCUGGCCUUCCUGAGGGUCUUCUGUAUGACUGAAGAGGAGCUGAAGGACUACCUGGUGGGUGAUCAUGCCAUCAACAAGAUCUUCACUCUGGGGAACACAGAAUUCCCUGUCAGCUGGGAGAACGAGAUCAAGCUGUGGACCUUCCUGGAGACGAGAGCCACUCUGCUCCUCAAAACGUACAAAACCACAUCAGAGGAGGAUCGCUCCAUCCUGCAGAAGCCGGACCUCUCCCUGCACUCCCGUGUGGCCGUAAAGCUGAGACUCGCCGAGAAGGAGAUCCUGGAGCGCGCCGUGUCCAGCGGCCGCAACAAGCGCCUGCACUUCCAGAAGCAGCUGGAGGAGGGCUCUCCGCUGCCUCUGUACGAAGAGAGCGACAUUGCGCUUCUGGAGAACGCAGACGCCAAGCUGCCUAUCAUCCUGCGCAAGCUGGACGAGGAGGACGAGCACGCGGCCGAGGCCCACAACGCCCUGCUGGAAUCCGCACAGACUCCGCCUCCGCCGCUGCCGCUGCUCCUCAACGGCCAGAGCAAGGAGGAGGUCAACGGCAACCUGGAGGAGGAGGAGGAGGACGGCGGCAAGCGACUGCAAGCGACCGCAAAGGGAAAAGAGGAGGCUAGCUCACAGCGGGAGGAGCCGAGCAGCCAGCGAACUGAAGACGCGUCCAAAGAUAAAGGAGAAUAGUGAAUUGGGAGCUUGGCGCGGCCGUUGUUUAUUACGCUACUUAUUUAUUUUUUUUUCCGUUUUAAGUGACUGGCAAUUAGGAGUCAAAGCAAUUGACAGGAAAAAAAAGAGACUAAAAUGGCAGAAGAUUUUGUUUUGUUUGGUUUAUUGACUCAUUAAUGGCUCAUUUUUGGGUUUUUAAAUGUGCGCUAAAGCAUUAGCAUUCUUUAGCAUUGCUAAUAGAAGCCUUCUAGAGGAGCUUUAUGGAGAACAGAGAACAAACUGCUGUUUUGUCCCAUGUUAUUUGUGCUUUUCGAGGUUUUUCGAGUUUUUUUUUAUGUUUUUACAGUGACGCACUGAUGAUUUAUGUUUAGUUGAGUUUUUGUUUGAAGCAGAUCCUAUCUUAUCAUGUCCGUUCUUAAAGAGGAAUGCGUUGAAUGUUCGAGGAUCUGAUUUGAGAACAGAGAGACGGGAAGCGUAAAAAAUCAGGAUUCAGAUGUUCAGUUAAUUCAGGACUUUGCCUAGUUGACUUUAAAGGUGUUUCAGGUGUGUGGUUUUUUUUCUUCUUUUCUUUUGCUUCUUUUUUUUUUCAGUUCCUUGCGUCUAAAACACUGCCUGCCUGCCUGACUCGCUCUGCUCUAACGGAGGCCAGCGUUUACUUUAAUUACUGUAGGCUACGCCAGGAAAGUGCUCGAUGUGUUGACGUGUUGCUAGACAAUCAUUUUCCGCUCAUGUUUUUUGCAUUGAUCUGUUGUAGAAGCCUCCUGCUCCUGCGCUGCUCUCUGCUAAUAUUACCUGUGGAGUCCUGGCAUUUCCGAAAAGGACGUUCGCCCAGAAAUAGAUGAUAGAUUCUCAUUUUUUUUUUUGCACUUUGGGAACAGUCAGUAUAUUUUUCAAAGUGAUAUCCUCCACACAAACACAGGUAAAGGUGCAACAGAAGGGGUUCUUUGAGAGAUUGUACAGUGCAGAGGUUCUUAAACCAGUCUUUCUGUAUCUUCUGGAUGGUCCAGGGUGCAUUUAACUCUUUUCUACUGCACCGUUUUCAUGUAUGGUUGGACAAUAAUUCAAUAUCAAUGUAUAUUGCAAUAGAAAAAUGUUUUAAUAGUGGUGAUAAGCAUCUGUCACUGACAUUCAUUACACGAUUCAUGGCGCAAAUCUCUUUUGGACGUUCUCUGCAGCUUCUCUGUUUUUUUUGCAGCUCUUAUAUUGUUUAAAAGAAUUUUGAAAUGAUACUGUGUUGAAUUAAAUUAAGAAAUACAGUAGUAAUGUUGGGCAAGGCCUGUAGUGAUUUGGGACAAGGCCCUUAACCAGAGUGCUAACACUGUGGUAGUGAUGCUGAACAAGGCCAUUAGCCAGCAUGCUAAUCUCACUAUAGUGAUGUUGCACAAGGCUCAUUACCAGAGUGCUAACACUGUGGUAGUGAUGUUGAACAAGGUCGAUAGCCAACAUGCUAAUGCCACUAUAGUGAUGUUGCACAAGGCUUGUAACAAGCUUGCUAACACUGUGGUAGCGAUGCUGAAUAAAGCCAUUAGCCAGCAUGCUAACACUGUGGUAGUGAUGCUGAACAAAGCCAUUAGCCAGCAUGCUAACACUGUGGUAGUGAUGCUGAACAAAGCCAUUAGCCAGCGUGCUAACACUGUGGUAGUGAUGCUGAACAAGGCCGAUUGUCAACAUGCUAAAGCCACAGUAGUGAUGUUGCACAAGGCCCAUUGCCACAGUGCUAACACUGUGGUAGUGAUGUUGAACAAGGUCGAUAGCCAACAUGCUAAUGCCACUAUAGCAAUGUUGCACAAGGCUUGUAACAAGCGUGCUAACACUGUGGUAGUAAUACUAAACAAAGCCAUUAGCCAGCAUGCUAACACAGUGGUAGUUAUGCUGAACUAGGCUGAUAGUCAGCAUGCUAAAGCCACAGGAGAGAUGUUCCACAAGGUUUGAAACCAGAGGGCUAAUACUGUGGUAGUGAUGCUGAACAAGGUCAAUAGCCAGCAUGCUAAAGCCACAGUAUCGGCCUUGUUCAGCAUCACUACCACAGUGUUAGCACUCUAAACAAGGCUGAUAGCCAACAUGCUAAAACCACAGUAGUGAUGUUGCACAAGACCCAUUGCCAGCGUGCUAACACUGUGGUAGUAAUGCUGAACAAGGCCAGUAGCCAACAUGCUAAAGCCACAGUAGGGAUGUUGCACAAGACCCGUAACUAGCGUGCUAACACUGUGGUAGUGAUGCGGAACAAGGCUGGUAACUUGAGUGAAAACUACAGUUUUACAGCAUUUAGUAUUUAAUUAGUUUACUCAGUUUCAAAGAACCCUAACAAACGAUUGGAGGAAAUUAAAACCGUUACCAGUCUGAUGACUGGCGCAGAGCGGUUCAACAUGCAUUAGUAACGAUUUGGCCCUGCAGUGGAAAAGAGGCAAAUGUGUUUCUAGUUGGACCAUCUGUAUUGUGUCUAAAGAACCACUCGUUUUAGAACCACUGCUAUAGAAGAACCAUCAAUCAGCCAUAACAUUAAAACCACCUGCCUUUUAUUGAAUAAUGUCAAUAUUUUUUGUUUGCGAUACGUUAUCGAUAUAUUUGAGUCGUUGACACACUCCUCAAGACCUGUAAUAUGACUUAGUAAAGUUACUGCUUCAUUACUCCACAUGGUGGCGCUAAUCUGAUGAUAAAGGUAACAUAUUUUUUGCACCUAAAAUCCUUCAAUUUUGUAUGUAUGAAUUUUACCAGUUUGCUUGUAAGGAGCAGUAAAGCCACUCCACUGAAAUUUUAGUUAAGUUGGAGCUGGAGCAGCAUUAGCAUUAGCCGCUAACUGCCAUUCAGGGGUAAAUAUUAUCGGCCUGUAGCCUGCCGCUAACCCCGAUAAUACUCAUCUGUGAAAGGCGAAAGAGCUAGUGCUUAGCGGCUAAUGAUAACCCUGCUCCAUAGCAGGGCUCCUUAGCAUUAGCCGCUAAGCACUAGCUCUUUCGCCAUUCACGUUGAGUAUAUUGGUCUGUAGUCUGUAGUAAUAUCUAAUAUCGCCCUGACUUUCUGGAACACUUAUGGUUUCUAAGUGUACCGCUGUUGUGCGGCAUUAGCCUAGUUCUAGCAGUUAGCAGCUAAUGCUAAUGCUCCAGCCUUAGUGCUGGAGAAAUUUUGGAAUCUAAGCUUACUGUAAAUAAACAGAAGCGAUUUGCAGUUUAGUUUUUUUUUAACUUAGCUUUUCUUAACUUAGUUAACCUACCCCACGACCACCACCCAGCGGUGAGACCUGCUGAAUUAGAAGGAAAACAUGGCGACACCCCUGUUCCUUACUAGUGUCUCAUAAUUUAGCUUAUAAUCUGGUGCAUUUUAUAGUCUGAAAAAUACGAAAAACCUGCGGUAAAGAAUAUUGGUUGUGACAUUCUGUGAAAUUGAUACUAAUAAAUCUAUAAUUCCUGGUAUUUUAUUAUUUAGGAGUAUUUUAUCCUCUUCAGUAACACAGAUAUAUGUGAUAUAUUGAGUAUCGCAGAAUCACAGUAUCGUGAUAUCAUCGUUAUCGUCGGUAAUGUAUCAUGAUGAUAUUGCAACUACUUUUCCCUCACUGCCUAAUAUUCUCACUUAUUGAAAUGUGCUGCUGCAUCCAAGUGAUCAAUGAUUUUCACUUCCUGUCUUUUUUUUUUGUUAUAUAGUGGUUUUAAUGUUAUGGCUUGCUGAUGUCUGAAAGUUCUGGGUCAGUUUAAGGAUUCUUUCUAAAUCUUUUAUAAAAUAUAAAAUAUAAAGGUGGUUUAUGCUUUGAAAGGGUCCAUCCUCAUUCUCAUUGGACAGUUUUCUGUAUGUGGUUCUUCUCUGUGCUUUGGAUAAAGAAAACCCCCUUCAGCACCAUUACGUUUCCUGUUUUGAUCAUUUGAAGCACUAUAAUAAUGAAUUAAACCUCAGUAGAAUUGAACCCCAGUCCACAUGAUGAUGUGGUAGCUCACUGGCACCCCACCACACCAACCACAUCCCUAUCGAGAUACAUGUUUUUAUUUUUGUUGGAUAAUGCUAAAGAUUCUUGAUAUUCUUGUAUAGGGGUUGGACUAUGAAACUGAAACACCUGUCAUUUUAGUGUGGGAGGUUUCAUGGAUAAAUUGGAGCAGCCUGGUGUUCAAUCUUCAUUAAUUGCACAUUGCACCAGUAAGAGCAGAGUGUGAAGGUUCAAUUAGCAGGGUAAGAGCACAGUUCUGCUCUAAAUAUUGCAAUGCACACAACAUUAUGGGUGACAUACCAGAGUUCAAAAGAGGACAAAUUGUUGGUGCACGUCUUGCUGGAGCAUCUGUGACCAAGACAGCAAGUCUUAGUGAUGCAUCAAGAGCCACGGUAUCCAGGGUAAUGUCAGCAUACCACCAAGAAGGACCAACCACAUCCAACAGGAUUAACUGUGGACGCUGUAAGAGGAAGCUGUCUGAAAGGGAUGUUUGGGUGCUAACCCGGAUUGUAUCCAAAAACAUAAAACCACGGCUGAUCAAAUCACGGCAGAAUUCCUCAAAUGUGCACCUCAACUCUCCUGUUUCCACCAGAACUGUCCGUCACCACAAUCAAUUAUUGUGCUCUAAAACCAGGUGUUUUUUAGUUUCAUUGUCCAACCCCUGUAAGUUACUGCUGCUUAUAGCUUUAAAUACCUUUUUUAAACUUAAAAACUGUUAUCAAGGCACAAAAAAGUAGUGGUCGGGUUCGGUCAGUGGCAGCAGAUUGUGUUGGAAAAUGUCCAGAAUUGAAGAGUCCAGGAUUAAAGUCGCUCACAGUUUUCACCUGA
This is a messenger RNA of Astyanax mexicanus (Mexican tetra), 6678 nucleotides long. It is a transcript of the gene setd3, whose product is annotated as SET domain containing 3, actin histidine methyltransferase. Lineage: Eukaryota; Metazoa; Chordata; Actinopteri; Characiformes; Acestrorhamphidae. The transcript is spliced from 13 exons. Gene Ontology annotation, molecular function: histone H3K36 methyltransferase activity; protein-L-histidine N-tele-methyltransferase activity; transcription coactivator activity. Bases 135 to 1958 code for a protein of 607 amino acids. Gene Ontology annotation, biological process: actin modification; peptidyl-lysine trimethylation; peptidyl-lysine dimethylation. The record is from RefSeq and is a predicted model, not a curated record.